AGUGCUAGUGUAGUGUAUCUAUUUAUGUAGUGAUUUGACAUCACUUUUCAUCAAAUAAAUGUCAUUUUUUUGGUCAUUUAAUUGAUUUUUAAUAAUCAUAAUAAAAAUAUUGUUAAAAUAAAAUGUAAAUAUGACUCUAGAAGACGAUGAAACACCUUGGGAAGUGGAAUUGGAAAAUGCAUUAUUAGAAGAAUGUUCUGUAAGCGAUAUAUAUGCAAUAUGUCAAGGGAAAACAUUACCAGAUAAUUUACGUGCUGAAGUAUGGCAAAUAUGUUUGGAUGUACAAGAUAAAGGCAAUCAACUUGUACAUUUUAAUGAAAUCUUUGAUUUACCAAAUCAAACCGAUUUACGUGAAGAUUGUACAACAUUUGUAUCGAAAUUAGGCAAUGAUGAUGAAGAUAAAGUAUCGGUUGUAUCGGAUUUAGAAUCAAUAUUAACAUUUUAUUGUAAAAGUAGAAAUUUUAAAUAUGAACGGCAUAAUGGUUGGAUUGAAUUAUUAUUACCGUUAUUAGCAAUUAAAUUACCUAAAUCGAAUACAUAUAAUUUAUUUGAGGCAAUUCGAGAUAAUUAUAUACCAAAAGGCUGUAGGCCAAAUGGUAGUGCAUUUCACGUGCUCCGAUUAUUAUUGUUAUAUCACGAUCCAGAAUUAUGUUCGUUUCUUGAUACAAAACGAAUAACACCGGAUUUAUAUUGUAUAUCAUGGUUUCAAUCAUUAUUCGCUGCAACAUGCACUUUACCCGUUGUAUUAUCCAUGUGGGAUCUAUAUUUUCAACAGGCUGAUCCAUUUUUUAUAUUCUUUUUAUCAUUAAUUAUGGUUGUGAAUGCUAGAGAACAAAUUAUGGCAAUGAAGAAUGAAACGAAAGAAACAGUUGUAAAAACAUUAGCAAAUAUGCCAUGUGCAUUAGAAGCGGAUGAUGUUACCGAUUUCUGUUCGUUAGCACAGUAUUAUGCAUUAAAAACACCAGUUUCAUUUAAAACGGAUUUACUUCAAACGUUAUAUGGUGAUGAUGAUGAUGAUUCAAAUUCAAGUUCAAUCGUUUCACAGGCCUUAUGUUUACCUGUUACUGCACAAGAAUUAGUUGAAAAUGUUUCAAUGGAAAUGUCUACAAAUGUUGAUUCGGUUCGAUUCUUUUUAGUCGAUUGUCGACCUGCCGAACAAUACAAUGCAGGACACUUACCGACAGCGUUCCAUUUAGAUUGUAAUUUAAUGUUACAAGAACCUACAGCGUUUGCAACCGCUGUACAAGGUCUCCUAACAGCACAACGUCAAGCUUUAGCUGCAAAUUCAAAUGCUGGUGGUGAACAUUUAUGUUUUCUUGGAUCUGGACGCUUAGAAGAAGAUCAAUACACACAUAUGGUUAUCGCAUCGUUCUUACAAAAGCAUACACAAUACGUUUCAAUGUUAUCGGGUGGCUAUCAAGCAAUACACGAAUUCUUUGGCGAAGAGGUAUCAACAUGCUUACAAGAUCAUAAUCCACAACAUUGUGUUAUGUGUAAUACGGGCAACAAUGGACAUAAUAAACUGGACUCGAAUGAUAAUCAUAAAACAUCUUCAACACAAUCGAGCGAUUUGUUUGGUAAAAUUUCAGCAGCCAUGAAAUUAAAGUCAGCUGAAGUAAAAGGUAAAUUAUUAGAUUAUAUAGCGAAUCCGAAUGCAAAUGCUCCAAUAAUUGAUAAACAUGUGUCAAGUAAUGAUAAAAACGGUAAACGUUAUCGAAAUGUUGCCCCAGUGUUUAGUAUAGACGAUGAUAAUGAUAAUGUAACAUCAAUACCAACCGCUGACGAUGAGGAAACUAAAGAAAUCGUAUCAAUUCAAUCAUGGUUAAAGAAUCCAGAUGUUAUUGAAAUAUUUAAGUGCCAAGAGGUUAAAGUGAAUGGUCAUAUGCACGAGAGUCAUUUAAUUGUAACGGAUAGUCAUUUAAUUGUAUUACGUGAGAUACCUGGUAAACGGGGUUUGGCCCAAGUGAUCGUACGACGACCCUUAUCUGGUAUUGUUAAAAUAACAGCACGUAAACGACAUCCUGAAUUAAUAACAUUCAAGUAUGGUUUGCCUGAUGGUGAGAAAUUGUUAAUUUCUGAUAUGGAUAAAUUUCUAAUACCUGAAGCAACAAAAGCGACUAAAAUUGUUUCGGAACAGAUAGUUAAACAACUGAAAGCAAAAGAAAGCUAAAGAAAACUAAAGCUAAUUUAUUUAGAUAAUAAAAACUAGCAAAUUAGUCUGUAUAUGUGAUAAAUAUUUAACUACAAUACUAAACUAAACUCUUGUGUAUUCUAUUUUUAAAAUAUAUU
Chrysoperla carnea is the source of this 2289-nucleotide messenger RNA. It is a transcript of the gene TBC1D23, whose product is annotated as TBC1 domain family member 23. The record is from RefSeq and is a predicted model, not a curated record. Gene Ontology annotation, biological process: retrograde transport, endosome to Golgi. Gene Ontology annotation, cellular component: trans-Golgi network. The coding region runs from base 131 to 2170 and encodes 679 amino acids. Lineage: Eukaryota; Metazoa; Arthropoda; Insecta; Neuroptera; Chrysopidae. The transcript is spliced from 5 exons.